Molecule: messenger RNA, 966 nt
Organism: Sclerotinia borealis F-4128
Lineage: Eukaryota; Fungi; Ascomycota; Leotiomycetes; Helotiales; Sclerotiniaceae
Source: the annotation of a GenBank genome assembly
AUGUCAGCUCAACUAGGACCACCUCCUGUUGGGGGAGAUCAAUUCGGAGCGACUGGGCAGCUUACUGCUAUGUGGGUUUUGACUGGCAUCUCCACAGUCUUUUUCGCAGCUCGACUUUAUUCAAGAUCUGUAUAUCUUCGCCGUCUGGGAUUGGAUGAUGGAGUUAUAGGUCUUUCAGUGGUUCUGAACAUUGUUGACUGUAUCGUCACGCAGAUAGCAUGUCACUAUGGUGUAGGAAGGCAUGCGUACUAUUUGACCUUGUCGGAGCUGUCGCAAUCUCUCAAAUAUCUUCUGAUUCUACAAGCCUUCGGAAUCAUGGCAUCUGUAGUACCGAAACUGGGCGUCGCAAUCCUCAUAAUCAAUAUCGUCGGGACUUCUAAUCGCGGGCGAUGGAUAUUCUACUUUGCAUCAAUAUUCUUGAUCAUGUUUGGUGCACUCAACUGUAUCUUUUUAUUCGCUCAGUGUUCGCCGCCAAGGGCAAUUUGGGAGUUUGACCUCACGCAUACAUGUUGGAAGUCAUCAGUCCUUGUGAAUUAUAGCAUUUUUGUUGGCUCAUAUUCAGGAUUUCUCGAUCUUGCCUUUGCUAUAUUCCCAGUCACGCUUUUUUGGAAUCUGCAAAUGAAACUUAAAAGAAAAAUUGUUCUAUGCGUUGUGAUGGGUCUAGGCGUAAUUGCCAGCAUUUGUGCGUUCAUCAAAGUAUCGAAGUUAAAGCUCAUUGCAAAAGAAGAUCCUACCUGGUCACCUUUAAACCUGUUCGUUUGGGCAGGGGUUGAAAUCAAUGUGAUUAUCAUUUGUGCAUGUGUUCCAACACUUCGUCCCCUGAUCGAUGCCAUCUUUAACAAACCGUGGCCAACUUCAAAUCGUCUCACUGGAGACGACAUUGCUCUUGUUGCAAAAGGGUCAACACGAUCACAGAAGAGCAUUACUAGUCAGAACGGACCUAAAUACUCAGAGCAGCUUCCAUGA